Molecule: messenger RNA, 1080 nt
Organism: Mesoplodon densirostris (Blainville's beaked whale)
Lineage: Eukaryota; Metazoa; Chordata; Mammalia; Artiodactyla; Ziphiidae
Gene: CHAD
Product: chondroadherin
Exons: 3
Coding region: 1-1080 (359 amino acids)
Cellular component (GO): extracellular matrix
Molecular function (GO): protein binding
Source: RefSeq, a predicted model, not a curated record
AUGGCCCGCCCGAUGCUCUUGCUCAGCCUCGGCCUCCUGGCCAGUCUGCUGCCGGCGCUGGCCGCCUGCCCCCAGAACUGCCACUGCCACAGUGACCUGCAGCACGUCAUCUGCGACAAGGUGGGGCUGCAGAAGAUCCCCAAGGUGUCAGAGAAGACCCAGCUGCUCAACCUACAGCGCAACACGUUCCCGGUGCUGGCUGCCAGCUCGUUCCGGGCCGCGCCGAACCUCGUGUCGCUGCACCUGCAACACUGCCGGAUCCGCGAGGUGGCCGCGGGUGCCUUCCGCGGCCUCAAGCAGCUCAUCUACCUGUACCUGUCCCACAAUGACAUCCGCGUGCUGCGCACCGGCGCCUUCGACGACCUGACCGAGCUCACCUACCUCUACCUGGACCACAACAAGGUGACCGAGCUGCCCCGGGGGCUGCUCUCUCCGCUGGUCAACCUCUUCAUCCUGCAGCUCAACAACAACAAGAUCCGCGAGCUGCGCUCAGGCGCCUUCCACGGCGCCAAGGACCUGCGCUGGCUCUACCUGUCGGAAAACGCACUCAGCUCCCUGCAGCCCGGCACGCUGGAUGACGUGGAGAACCUCGCCAAGUUCUACCUGGACAGGAACCAGCUGUCCAGCUACCCCUUGGCUGCUCUGAGCAAGCUGCGGGUGGUGGAGGACCUGAAGCUGUCCCACAAUCCCCUGAAAAGCAUUCCCGACCAGGCCUUCCAGUCUUUCGGCAGAUAUCUGGAGACCCUCUGGCUGGACAACACCAACCUGGAGAAGUUCUCUGAUGGUGCCUUCCUGGGUGUGACCACGCUGAAACAUGUCCAUCUGGAGAACAAUCGCCUGAACCAGCUGCCUUCCAGCUUCCCCUUUGACAGCCUGGAGACCCUCACCCUCACCAACAACCCCUGGAAAUGUACCUGCCAGCUCCAGGGACUGCGGAGGUGGCUGGAAGCCAAGACCUCCCGCCCUGAUGCCACUUGCGUGUCGCCCGCCAAGUUCAGGGGCCAGCACAUUCGUGACACGGACGCCUUCCGCGGCUGCAAGUUCCCCACUAAGAGGUCCAAGAAAGCCGGCCGCCAUUAA